Molecule: messenger RNA, 1629 nt
Organism: Fonsecaea pedrosoi CBS 271.37
Lineage: Eukaryota; Fungi; Ascomycota; Eurotiomycetes; Chaetothyriales; Herpotrichiellaceae
Exons: 2
Coding region: 1-1629 (542 amino acids)
Source: RefSeq, a predicted model, not a curated record
AUGAAGCUUAUUCUGUCUGGUCUCUUUGGCCUCCAAGGCUUGCGUGUCGUAACCGCAAUCACCGAAUGCAGCGUGCAGUCCUUGCAACAAUUCAUUGGAGACUUAGGAGCAGCGACAGUGACGUUUGCACAAGCGCUCCCACAGAACAGCACUUUCGGCGGAGGCCCCGCUGACCUUGAGUUCCCAGUGAAUGACACAGGUCUCCCGGCGCUUUGUGUGGUCAUAGUCAAUGUCAAAUCUUCCCAUACAUCCUCCUAUAACUUUGGCCUUUUCCUGCCACAGCAGUGGAACGCUCGCUUUAUUGCCACCGGCAAUGGUGCAUAUGCCGGCGGGAUCAAUUGGAACGAUAUGGGCACUAAUGCCAGGUAUGGAUUCGCAUCUAUGUCGACCGAUACUGGGCACAUCUCCGGAUCCUUUGAUGCGAGUUGGGCGCUGAACAACCCGGAGGCGCAGCUUGACUGGGGCUAUCGGUCCAUGCACGGCUCAGUCAUCUAUUCCAAGCUGAUUACCAGUGCGUAUUAUGGGACAAACAUCAGCUAUUCGUACUAUUCCGGAUGCUCUACUGGUGGUCGACAAGGAUUCCGAGACAUCGAACUGUAUCCAGAGGACUUUGAUGGAAUUCUAGCUGGAGCCCCUGCGUGGUGGACGACGCAUCUACAGCCAGACAAUGUUCAAGUGGCCCUCUCCAACCUCCCGGUUGACGCUGCGACUCACAUCCCGUCUUCACUUUUCCCCGUGAUCGGAGCUGAAGUCCUUCGACAAUGCGAUCCCCAGGACGGCUUUAUGGAUGGAAUCAUCUCUGACCCUGAGGGAUGCAACUUUGUCCCAGAAAUGCUACUUUGCACUCCUACGUCGAACAAAAGCGCCUGUCUGACAGGUCCACAAUUGGACACCUUAUACCACAUCUACAACGACUGGUGGGAGACAAAUCAGACAUUUGUCUUUCCGCACUACGAAUUGGGAUCCGAGGCUCAGUACGGUUUCCUUCUCAAUACGGACUCUGGGACCCCUACUGAACCCGGAAUUGCAUGGAUUCAAAACUUCCUCUACAACGACACAACCUGGGACUGGCACGAUUUCACCUACCAGGUGAUCCUGGACGCAGACAGAAUAAACCCCGGUCAGGCCAAUGUCGGAUUCGACUUCAGCGGAUUCUACCAGCGUGGCGGCAAGAUCAUCCAGUAUCAUGGUCUAGCAGACGGGCUGAUCCCUACGCCGAGCUCCGAAGUUCUCUACAAGAACAUUUGGAGGACCAUGGGAGCCGCAGGGAUCCCUCUUGAUGGCUGGUAUCGCAUGUUCCUGAUUCCCGGCAUGCAACACUGUCAAGGCACAGCAGUUGAGGCACCCUACUACAUUGCCUCUGCCGGUCAACCCUUUGAGCUGGGCCAAGAUGUCUGGAGUGUUCCUGGGUUCAGCGAUCCACAGCACGAUGCUCUUCUAGCGCUCUUGGAGUGGAGGGAAAAUGGGAUUGCUCCGGAAUUCAUCAUUGGCACCAAGUUCAUCAAUGAGACGGUCACGGAGGGUGUACAAAGGCAGCGACCAAUUUGUAUGUAUCCGAUGCAGGCAAAGUACAAUGGCGAGGGAGAUCCAGAUCUAGCGGAGAGUUGGAAUUGUCAACUUCUAUACUAG